AUGCUGGACAUUGUCAACAUGGAGGCCGGCGUGGCGGUGGCGGGCGGCCGUGGCUACUACCUCAUCCGCGAGGGCCCCCUGCUCAAUCAGGCGCUCAUCAGCUUCGCGCUGCAGUUUGCGUACAAGCGGCAGUACAGCCCCGUGCACACGCCCUUCUUCAUGAACAAGGACAUCAUGGGGGAGUGCGCUCAGCUGUCGCAAUUCGAUGAGGAGCUCUACAAAGUCACGGGGGAGGGCGAGGACAAGUACCUGAUUGCCACCAGCGAGCAGACGCUGUGCGCGCUGCACCGCAAGGCCUGGUUCGAGAAGGCCGAGCUGCCAGUCAAGUGA
This is a messenger RNA of Monoraphidium neglectum, 330 nucleotides long. Its product is annotated as seryl-tRNA synthetase. Gene Ontology annotation, molecular function: ATP binding; tRNA binding; serine-tRNA ligase activity. The coding region runs from base 1 to 330 and encodes 109 amino acids. Gene Ontology annotation, biological process: seryl-tRNA aminoacylation. The record is from RefSeq and is a predicted model, not a curated record. NCBI's taxonomy places the organism in Eukaryota, Viridiplantae, Chlorophyta, Chlorophyceae, Sphaeropleales, Selenastraceae. The transcript has 4 exons. Gene Ontology annotation, cellular component: cytosol.